UCCAAAAAUAUCAAAUCCGCAGGAAUUGGAAUUGGAAUUGGUGUUUCAGGUUUGUUUGUUGGGCAAUCAGAAUCAGAAUCGGAUGGGAGACGAACAAGGGGUGAAGAAUGAAGCUCUGGAGAUUAUUGCCAUGGCUCAGCUGCUGCCUCGCCUUGUCGUCUUCGAUCUCGAUUACACUCUCUGGCCAUUCUACUGCGAGUGUCGCUCCAAACGAGAAAUGCCAAAAUUGUAUCCCCAUGCCAAAGGCAUACUCUCUGCUCUCAAGGCUAAAGGCGUUGACGUUGCUAUCGCCUCUAGAUCACCCACUCCUGAUAUAGCCAACACAUUUCUUGUAAAACUGGGGAUAAAAUCGAUGUUUGUUGCUCGGGAAAUAUUUUCCAGCUGGACUCACAAGACUGACCACUUUCAGAAAAUCAGUCAAAGGACGCGCAUCCCAUACAACCAAAUGCUCUUUUUUGACGACGAGAAUCGCAACAUAGAGGCUGUAUCUAAAAUGGGCGUAACGAGCAUCUUGGUGCGCAAUGGUGUGAAUCUUGGAGCUUUGAGGCAGGGGCUCGCCAAAUGCGCCCAAAAUGGACGAAAAACUGAUUAAGGGAUCUGUAACCUCGGCCAUUUUUUCAGGUAUCUUAUGAUUGAAAUCAAGCAUUUUUUAUGGGUAUCUUAUGAUAGAAUUCUUAUCUUCUUUGGAUGGACCAACACAUUGUGGUUAUUUUAUGGCCAAUGUUGGCUUCUUAAAGGGCUGUCUGUUGUAUUAGUAAUAUAAGUAUAAAUACACUCUUCUUGAGCCAUUCCUGAGCUUGUUGUGUUUUA
Messenger RNA from Andrographis paniculata, 810 nucleotides. RefSeq lists its product as uncharacterized. Lineage: Eukaryota; Viridiplantae; Streptophyta; Magnoliopsida; Lamiales; Acanthaceae. The transcript is spliced from 4 exons. Gene Ontology annotation, molecular function: acid phosphatase activity. The coding region runs from base 83 to 592 and encodes 169 amino acids. The record is from RefSeq and is a predicted model, not a curated record.